Molecule: messenger RNA, 1223 nt
Organism: Papilio machaon (common yellow swallowtail)
Lineage: Eukaryota; Metazoa; Arthropoda; Insecta; Lepidoptera; Papilionidae
Product: transmembrane protein 115
Exons: 4
Coding region: 25-1140 (371 amino acids)
Biological process (GO): retrograde vesicle-mediated transport, Golgi to endoplasmic reticulum
Cellular component (GO): membrane; Golgi apparatus
Source: RefSeq, a predicted model, not a curated record
CAAUAUUGCUCAUCCGUCACAAAAAUGGCUGCGCUCAGGGUGUUUAGCCGUAAUAUACCGUAUUUACGACAACAAUUUUCAGCAUUAUUGGGGAACACAUCACCGUCAGUUAAAUUUAUAUGUGUAGUUGUAAUUAUAGGAUAUGUGUUAUCGUAUUCAGAGUCUGUUGUUAAUGUUCUUAGUGUUACACCAGGGUUUUUGUUGCCACCUUCUUUUCAAUUGUGGUCUACUUUCACGUUCUGGUUUCUGGAGAUCCACUUGUGGGAAGUGAUUAUCGAUAUCGUGACGGUCGGUUUGUGCGGAAAACUAAUCGAACCAUUAUGGGGGCAAAUGGAAAUGAUGAAAUUCUUUUUCCUUACAAACAUUGGUGUUGCAUUUCUGACAACAUUUUAUUACUUGGUGAUAUAUGCAUGGACUCAAGACACAUCCUUGUUGUUCGACAUCCACGUACACGGGCUCGCAGGAUACCUCGCGGCCGUUAGUGUGGCUGUGAAGCAGAUUAUGCCUGAUCACUUGUUGAUAAAAACACCUUUGGGAAAGUUGACAAAUCGCUCUUUGCCACUACUGAUACUGAUUGCUGCCAUUAUACUGUGGGCGGUGGGAGCGUUGGAAGGCACCUACCCGUGCAUGUGGGGCAGUGGCACGAUCCUCUCAUGGGUCUACCUCAGGUUCUGGCAGCGACACAGCAGCGGUACUAGAGGAGAUAUGGCUGAUAACUUCAGCUUUGACAAUUUCUUCCCUACUGUGGUGCAGCCAGUGGUGCGAGCGGUACUUGGCCCACCGGCCCGUUGCCUGGCGAGGCUGGGCCUUUGCCCCUCGCCGCCGCGCCGCGUCACGCUGGCGCUCAGCCCGCGUGGCGUCACUAUCUCCAUGCCAGGCGUUGAACCACACGACAUGGAGAGACGACGGCAAAUCGCACUGAAAGCGUUGAGUGAGAGAUUAUCAAAGACGUCAGAGCAGACACGUCAAAAGAAUUUAUCGACCAAAGUGAACAUGGACGCUGUUAGGAAGAUGCAAGCGUCACAUGUGAUACCGCAGUUCCCCGCGGAGACCACAGAGCAGAAGCCGCCCUCUGUACCAGAGACAACGCUGGUCGACAUCAGCGCAGAACCAUUGACACCCACGACGAAGACCUCAUGAUCAACGUGACAUGUCCUAUUUUAAGUUGUUCACAGAACCAAUGUGGAAAUCAACAACAAUGUAAGUCAAUAAAGUUAUUUAUU